AUGUCCACACAAACAAACGAGGCGAAUGUAGCGAAAAGACUUCAACGAGAGUACAACCACUUCUUUAAAAAUGCACCAAAUGAUAUUUCUAUUCACUUGGUGGAGUCCUCGGUUUUUGAGUGUCACUUCAGUUUCAAAGGUUCGCCUGACACCGAAUUUGCAGAGGGGAUUUAUCACGGAAAGUUCAUCUUUCCGUACGACUAUCCGAAAAACCCACCAGAGGUCUAUUUUCUUACUCCGAGUGGACGAUUUGUUGUCAAUCAGAAAAUAUGUCUGUCGAUGACAUCAUUCCACCCAGAGACUUGGACACCAACAUGGACUAUUUCCUCAAUGUUGGAAGCAAUUCGAGCGUUCAUGUCUACACCCGCUUCUGGUGCUGUUGGAGCUAUUGACGCACCAAUCGAAGUCAGAAAACAACACGCAAAAAACAGUUUAAUGUUUGAGUGCCCUGUGUGUGGGGCUAAGCACUCUGAGCUCAAACUAAUAUACGCAGCUGCAAAAAAAUGCGAAGAUGACAAGAAAGGGGCGAAAGAAAAAGAAGAAAGUCCCAGUCAAGACGCCACUAAAGAACAAAUGAAACAAGUUGAACUUAACACUCCAAGUUCUUUAGAAAUUUCUCCGGCUAUUUUCAUUGACGAACCACUCAAAGAAAAAACACCAGAAACUCUCGAAGGUGCAAAAGUCGUCAGCCCACACGUAGAAACACAACAGAAAAGUGAUCGAAUUGAAUUGGACACUGUUCCAAAACCAACUUCAAAUACAUUCAAACUAACUGAUUCUAUCAGUGGUGAUUUCGGUAAAGAAAUUUCAAAUGAAAAAGAAGCCAAUCUACACAUCGAAUCUCUUAAAGAAGAAACUCUAAACCUCUUGGAGGGUGUAAAGAAGGAAAACGACAAAACUCAAACUUUGGAAGCGACAAUAAGUCCACGUCCCGUGUUUAAAUCUCAAAUUGACGACACUGUAAAUGAUGACCAAACAACGCCAAGGGAAAAGGAAGGAGACAGUGAUUCGAUAGAGAGUGAGGAGCAUGACAGUUCUGAGCCAAAGGAAAGUGAUGACUUUGAAGACCCAAUGCUGUUGUUGAAGAAGAGACAAGAAGAGGAGCGCCUCAAGAUGCAACGUAUAAUAGAAAACUCGGAAAAGGUUGAAACAGAGGAGAACGAAGACGAAAAGAAACAAAUCGUCGAUGAAACAGUCAACAUCUUAUUUGCACUCUCUGCAUUCCUUAUUGUUUUGGUCAUAUUGAAUUACGUCAAAGUGCAGGUCAUUGUAAAUUUGAUGAACUAA
This is a messenger RNA of Entamoeba invadens IP1, 1287 nucleotides long. Its product is annotated as ubiquitin-conjugating enzyme E2 J1, putative. The transcript is spliced from 2 exons. The coding region runs from base 1 to 1287 and encodes 428 amino acids. Lineage: Eukaryota; Evosea; Mastigamoebida; Endamoebidae. The record is from RefSeq and is a predicted model, not a curated record.